Liolophura sinensis is the source of this 1616-nucleotide messenger RNA. RefSeq names its product THO complex subunit 7 homolog. The transcript is spliced from 8 exons. Gene Ontology annotation, cellular component: THO complex part of transcription export complex. Gene Ontology annotation, biological process: mRNA export from nucleus; mRNA processing. The coding region runs from base 139 to 726 and encodes 195 amino acids. The record is from RefSeq and is a predicted model, not a curated record. Lineage: Eukaryota; Metazoa; Mollusca; Polyplacophora; Chitonida; Chitonidae.
UUGGUUGCACGAAUAACACGGUUCGAAGCUUCUCAGCUGAUCUAUUGAACACUUGCAUUCGAAGUGUCAGUCUUCGUCUUUCUAUUACUUUUUUUUUGAAGGAAAGAGUAGAGCUUUGUUUUAGGCAAAGCAGAGAUCAUGUCGGUUACAGAUGAUGAUGUCAUUAGAAGAAGACUUCUCAUAGAUGGUGAUGGUGGAUUGGAUGACAAGAGGAUAAACAAUCUUUUGAAGUCUUACAUCAAGUGGUGCAAUUCCUCAGAAACUGAUGAGGAAAAUGAUGCAACUUACCAACGCCUUAUGAGCACUGUGGCUCAGUGUGAGUUUACCAUGGAGAAGUCCUUGCUGGUAUAUGAGAUGAACCUUAGAGAACAGGCUAACUAUGGCAAACUUAACAGACAAAUAGAGGAAAAGAUAACGCAAGCAAUGGACAAAAUCGCUGAGUGUAAAAAUGAGUUAAUAGAGGCCAAGACAAUAAGACGAAAUCGUCAGGAGUACGACAACCUUGCAGCAGUUAUACAGAAGCAGCCAGACAGACAAACAUCAAUGAAGAAACUUCAGGAACUGGAGGAUGGUCUCACACAGUUGAAAACAACAAAAGAAAAGUUGGAACAGAAGCUGGAUUUGAGAAGAAAACAAUUCCAUGUUCUGUUAUCCUCUAUUCAUGAAUUACAGAGAAUUUUAGAAGAAGAUGACAAUGCUGAUGAAAGUGAUAUGGAAACCUCAUGAGUCGGAUGCGUAGAAAAAUAAUUCACAGCAAGAAAUUGUACGUGUCACCAUGACUGGGUUUGUACAGAAAUGUUAUCUGGUCCUGAUAACAUGACCCGUGAAGAAAAGACACAGUUGUGCUCCUCAAAAUCAUGUCAACUUUGGUAUUUCUGGACAAGCAAACAAUCUACUGUUUUUGCCACUUUGCCGAAAGAAAAAAAAACAGGAACUCUAAAGCAGCUAGUAAGGUAUCAGUUUUAUCUAUUGAGACAGAUUUAUGCCAGCACAGUGUGCACACUGGGGCCUUGAAGAAGAUGGAGUGAGUUCCAGACAUCCACAAUUUGCUUACCAUGAACAUUUAUGUCAUUCUAUAUUUUGUACAAUUUGUGAACAGGUUUUGUUUUACAUUUCAAGUUGAAUGAGCUUAUUUAUUUAUCAGUAAAUGCCCCUUCAUGACUUUCAGCAGAAAGUUUCAAACAAAUACUUUUUUUGGCAUACUAAUACUGUUUUCCGUUGUUUUCUGACCGUUUUACUUUGCUCAAGUUCUCCAUCAUGUGCCUAACUUGUUAAUAACUGUUGUCACACUUGGUGUAUAUAUUUGUUUAUAGAUAAAAAAAAUAAUCAUAUACAUGUUGGCCCACAAAGGUAAUGGGAUUCAAGCCUGACCUGUUCAUUUUUGGAAUGAGUAAAAUUUGAAAAGACAUAACAGCAAUGAGCAUAAAUAAUAUCUGACACUUGCCAAUGAUGUGUUAACAAAAAAUUCACUUCAGUAAUUAAAUUUUAAAUAAAUAUUAGUAUUAGUUAAUCGAGAACCAAUAAGUAAUUUUAAAAUGUAGAAAAAGAUAAUGGUAUCUGUGAGCUGAACAUCCUGAAUAUAUAUUUUUGUAUGAGGGGUAAUUGGUUGUGUUUUU